AUGGAGGUAACUGUUUCGAAUUCUCCAAUGCUACAGGAGUAGGAAAAGGCAUGGCGGCCCACAUGAACAGCAUGGAAAAGCUGUACAAUUUAUCAAGCAAUAACGCCACCAGCUUUCAGAAAAAAACACGCAGCAAACUAGUCUCUAUUCCUGGAACAAGACCGUCUGUUCAAAAUGGGCAGCUUAUUGUUUCAACUGGCGUGACCUCACUCGACUAUGUCAUAGGAGGAGGCCUAGCAGUGGGAACCCUAUUGCUCAUAGAGGAGGAUCAGAGUGACAGCUACUCCCAAAUGCUACUCCGCUACUUCUUGGCUGAAGGAGUGGUGUGUGGGCAUGAACUAUUCCUGGCAUCUGCCCAAGAUCACCCUGAAAACAUCAUGCAGAUGCUUCCAUCUCCUAUUCUGGAUGAUAAUGUCAGCACAGAUCAAGGGGACAGGCCUCCAACGCCACUACACCUUCAUGAUCCAGAUGCUAUGAAAAUAGCCUGGCGCUACCAGAACCUUCCAAAAUUCCAGACCACAUUUGGUUCAUCCUUGUUUGGGCAUUGCUAUGAUCUCUCCAAGCCCAUGGAACAGCAAGUACGUCAGGCUGCCAAGUGCCACACCUUUUACCUUCCAGAAGAAAAAACUGCAGCCAAAGAGUCCAGCCACCUAACAGGACCCUAUGCUGGUUUGCUGCAGUGCAUCCAGGCACUUAUCCAGAAAGAAGGCUUUGAUGGAUCCAGUUCACAGUGUACAGUGCGGAAUGUGUUGCGGGUGUGCCUUCAUUCUCUGGGUUCAGCAUUGUGGGGGGAUGACUUGUGCUGUAGCGAGAGCCCCACCCACUACCAUGCCCUUACCACCUUCUUAUAUGCACUUCGAGCCCUCCUGCGUUCUUCCCUUUCUGUAGCUAUGGUGACUGUCCCCUCUCAUCUUAUACAGAAGAGAGUAAUAAUGGAAAGGAUAACCAAACUGAGUGACACAACUCUCACUCUAGAGUCAUUUCAAGGCUCAGAAAAAGAAACCAACCCACUCUACAAAGAUUACCAUGGGCUUCUUCAUAUUCGCCAGGUGCCACAUUUGAACUGUCUAUUGUGUGCAAUUCCUGACACCAAAGACCUGGCAUUCAAGCUAAAGAGAAAGCAGUUUACCAUUGAGAAGCUGCAUUUGCCUCCAGACCUGUCAGAAUCUGUGAGUCGUGUGAGUAAAGUUGAGCUGCCAGGCUGUGGUCCCACCAGCAAGCAUCUGGAUUUUUAGAACUUUCUCUCUCCACAUUUACAUCCCUACCCAAACCAGACUUUUCCCACUCCUUUGAUAUUCAGAGGUUAGAUCUUUGACAUCCGUCUAUUUGAAGGAGAGCGCAGCGGUCUGUCACAAUGGCACAAAUCCAUUACGUGCACACUAGUACAUCUAGACCAUGGAUUAACCAAUUCAAAAUUGGCCUGUUAUUUUUAUAUAUCAGAGUAAAAAAAAAAAAAAAAACUAAAUAAGAUU
Electrophorus electricus (electric eel) is the source of this 1472-nucleotide messenger RNA. It is a transcript of the gene elp4, whose product is annotated as elongator acetyltransferase complex subunit 4. Gene Ontology annotation, biological process: tRNA wobble uridine modification. The record is from RefSeq and is a predicted model, not a curated record. Gene Ontology annotation, cellular component: transcription elongation factor complex; cytoplasm; elongator holoenzyme complex. NCBI's taxonomy places the organism in Eukaryota, Metazoa, Chordata, Actinopteri, Gymnotiformes, Gymnotidae.